UAAUAUAGUGUCUAUGCUGUGGCCUCUAAGUCAAAAUAAGUAAACAAGGAAGAACCUCCCGAUAUUUGAUUAAAAUUUGUAGAUGAAAUUAUGGGUGAUUCAGCGCAAAUAAAAGAAAAUGAGAAAAUGUUGUGUCCAGUUUGCGAGAAACCGUGUUUACCUGACGAAAUAGAAAAACAUGUAAACCGAUGCAUUUUUCUGAAUUGCGAAGAGCAUCCAAAACGUAAAAGGCCGCCUUCCCCAGAUUUAACUAGUUCUACUCAGCCUAAACGAACUAUAACCCAGAAAUCUCCCAGAGACAGCAAUUUUGGUCGACAAAUCCAAGAAAACGCGCGAGUUGCUCCAUUAUUUCAAAAAACAGAAUUAAAAAGUAAUAAGUUGGAACCCUUCUCAUUAGAAAAAGAUAACUUGACACAAGGAGGUGCAUCACCAAGCUUUGUUGGUAAACAUAAAUUUAUGGAUAUGUCUUUUAAAGUUCCUUUAGGGAUACAGGUUCAGCCAAAAUCGCUUGAUGACUUUUAUGGUCAAAAUCAUGUGUUGGGUAAAGAGACAGUCUUGCGGUCUUUGUUGGAAAAGGAUGAAAUACCGAAUAUGAUACUUUGGGGCCCACCUGGUUGUGGAAAAACAUCUCUCUCCAGAGUCAUUCACGAAAUCUGUAAAAAGAAUCCGGCCAAGUAUAAGUUUACCUCUUUAUGUGCAGCAGCUUGUGGAGUUAAAGAUGUGUCCAAUAUUGUAGCUCUUGCGAAAAAUGACCUCAAGUUUGGAAAGAGAAACGUAUUAUUUAUGGAUGAAAUUCAUCGUUUUAAUAAAAAGCAGCAAGAUGUAUUUCUUUUGAGUGUAGAAAGGGGCGAUCUCAUUUUAGUUGGUGCCACCACAGAAAAUCCUUCUUUUGCUAUUAAUUCCGCAUUGCUUAGUCGGUGUAGGGUAAUUGUAAUGGAAAAACUUGAGUCUGAUGACUUGUAUUCCAUAUUGGAAAAUGCUGCAGAAUCUUUAGACGUCGAUAUCAUUGAUGUCGAUAAUCCUUACCGUGUUAUUAAGGAUGAAUCAAAUGGAUUUGCGAUUGAGUUAAAAGCUUUAAAAUGGCUGGCAGAUAUAAGUGAUGGAGAUGCAAGGAUUGCCUUAGGAAACCUACAGUUAACUUUGCAGCAUUGUAGCAGCACGAAGGACAAAAUUAUUACAACGGAAGACAUCGAAAAUCAAAUCAAGAAAUCUCAUAUGUUAUAUGAUAGAACGGGUGAAGAACACUACAACAUCAUCUCAGCCAUGCAUAAAUCUAUACGAGGUUCCGACCCAAAUGCCGCACUGUACUGGACCACAAGAAUGAUCGUCAGUGGCGAAGAUCCAAGGUACAUCGCGAGACGGAUGGUGAGAGCUGCCAGCGAGGAUAUAGGAAACGCGGAUCCCAACGCCCUCCAACUGGCCGUAAGUACUAUGCAAGGUUGCCAAUUGUUGGGCAUGCCUGAAUCAGAUGUGUUGCUUGCGCAGUGCGCUAUUUAUUUGGCAAGAGCUCCCAAAUCUCGGGAGGCAGAUGCCGCUCUGACCAAAGCUAAAAACGUGAUUAACACCUUUAAAGGACCUCAGCCGGCGGUGCCCAUGCAUAUUAGAAAUGCUCCCACCAAACUUAUGAAGGAAUUGGGUUAUGGUCGAUUGAAGGAAGGGGAAACGUUUGGAUUUAUGCCUCCAGAAUUGAGUGAUGUUAAUUUUUUCAAUUGACUUCCUUCUUUUGUUAACUGCUUUAUAAUAUAUUAUUUUCAGUUAUAUGCACUCCUUAUUCUUUUCCCGCUA
Molecule: messenger RNA, 1785 nt
Organism: Cylas formicarius (sweet potato weevil)
Lineage: Eukaryota; Metazoa; Arthropoda; Insecta; Coleoptera; Brentidae
Product: ATPase WRNIP1-like
Exons: 5
Coding region: 91-1713 (540 amino acids)
Biological process (GO): regulation of DNA repair; DNA-templated DNA replication
Cellular component (GO): nucleus
Molecular function (GO): DNA binding; enzyme activator activity; ATP hydrolysis activity
Source: RefSeq, a predicted model, not a curated record